Molecule: messenger RNA, 6546 nt
Organism: Labeo rohita (rohu)
Lineage: Eukaryota; Metazoa; Chordata; Actinopteri; Cypriniformes; Cyprinidae
Gene: ccdc120a
Product: coiled-coil domain containing 120a
Exons: 12
Coding region: 588-2408 (606 amino acids)
Source: RefSeq, a predicted model, not a curated record
GAGUGCGCUGAGUUCAGAGCGAAAAACUGCGCUGAAAAGUCACCGGGUCUGAAUGGCUCAGCGUUGGACUACCGGUUUAACAGUCAAACGCGACAAUUUAUCCGUUGUAACUUCAUCAGUGGAGUUAUUUCAGUACUGACAGCUGCUUUUUCCACCUCGAAUUUGAGCGAUGCAGUUGCCGGCUUUACCUGCUCUGAUAAGGAUAACAAACAGACUGAUGCACGAGAGACUGUAAACAGACUGACUUCCCUUUAAACCCAAACAGAGCAGCAGAUCACGACUAAACAUUUAAUGCCACAGGGCAUUGAGUUUGUGAAGCGUUGCGCAGCAGCACAGUGGCUCCUCCCUCAGGCCAGUCGCAGCACCGCAGCAACACCCAGCCGCAAAUCUGCUUCAUGGCCACAAGUCCAAAACGCUGCAGUACAUAUGACUGUUAACAAAAGGUGGGAAGGUAAACUUACAAUCAGGAGGCAGUGAGGUGACGCAAAAGACGUAUGACAUGGAGGUCAAAGGUCACCUGAUAACAGGCCCUGACCCCACAAAAACGGGGGACAUUUGGGGGAUUCCUAUGAGAGCUGCAGGCCGCUAUGGACAGUAAGCAGCGUGCGGAGCGGAUGGUGGAGCUGCAGGAGCGCCGGAGGAGUCUUCAGACGCUGCUCAACACUCGAAUAGCAGAACUCAAACGCGUGUGUCUGCAGGAAGCGGAAUUGACGGGUGAAGUUCCUCAUGACUAUCCUUUGGAAACCGGAGAGAAAGUCCCUCAUGUGCGGCGCAGGGCUGGUCUGUCCCGCAGCGGGUCCAAACAUAACACAAAAAAUGAGGAAGAGGACGUCUCUCAGCGCAAGACAAAGAAAACUCUGUUCAGCGGCGCCCUCCGCAGGCACGCCGAUUCAGAACAGCAUCCUCCACACAGCAAACGAACGGUUCACAGAGGAUGCCACACAGAUAACGCGGUGAAGUCAGAGAGCAGCUCCACCUCAGAUUCCACCAAUCAGGACACUGAAGAUGCCUCUGACGGCCUGUCGCCCUCACAGCCCCGGCUGGUCUCGGGGAGCCCAGACAACAGGUUUUCUCGAAAACUCUCCCCCGUGGAGAUCUAUUACGAGAUGAAAACACGCCGCAACUCUGUGGCCAGCUCAGCCAGCCCGAGUCACUCUCUUCCACGAAGUGUGUCGAAUCUGGAAGGUAGAAGUGUCCCGGCAACUCCGCUCCUGUCCCGCAAUGGCAUAGCAGGAGUGCACAUCAGGUCAGAAUCAUCCAGCGGCACCGCUGCCGUGAAGCAGUGGUCAGACAAUCCCGAGGCGUCCCAUCAGGUGCCUCUGCAGUCUCAGGAGGGGUCGUCCUCAGGGUCCUACGAGCAAGGGCACAGACGUAGCAAUAGCUCCGAGACGUUACUCGACCGGCACGGCACCGCGGCGGAAGACGGAGGUCAAAGGUCAGGCAUGCCUGUACGAAACGGCCCGUACAAGAGCUCAGAAGCCAUCAUGGACACGACUUUAAAACAGGCGCAGCGGAGCAGCCCCGAACGGCAGGUAAACGGGCACACGGAACUGGCCCGUGUUCGCUCGACCUCGGGAGGUCGAGGAACGAACGGAGGUGGCGGUUACAGUGAAAUCCUCAUGGAUUAUGUGUGGGGGAAGCAGCAGAAGAUGCAAGCUCAGCAACAACAAAGACUGCAGGUGCAAAGCAAUGCAAAAUCCCGUCCGUGGCCCGACGGUCCCAGUGCUCCUCCGCCUCCCUACAGGAACGGCUUUCCCCAGUCGCAGCAGCUUAUCCUGGCCAGCGGCCCUCCGGCCUACAGCCCUCUCAUGCUGAGAGGGAAACCCGGCGAGCCACGGAGGGUCAAAGUGUCUCGCACCAAAUCCUGCGGCCCGUUCGUUCCCUCACAGCAGCACCAGCAAGAGUCCAUCCUGCUCUCUGCCUACACCGAAACCACCACCUCCAAUGGGACCGCCGUUAAUGCCGCGCAUAACCAGCAGGUCGAGCACCCACACAGACCGCCCCAUUACCCUCUCGACUCCUCCGCACCCACCACCCCGGACGACCCCACGCGCAGCCUGCAUAAGGCCCUGGCGCUGGAGGGGUUGAGAGACUGGUAUCUGCGGAACGCGCUGGGGCAGACGGCCAACGGAGGGAAGGGUAAAGACGGGACGCAGACUCAGCGCAGGCGUACCACGUCCUCUCUGCACAACUCACAGCCCCAUCCGCCCCUCAAACACCAGCCACAGUCUUUCCAAACAGACACGUCGUAUCCACACAUGCCCCAGUCUGCCACGUUUCAUGGACACCCUCUACACGGCAGGUCGAUGGAGCUCUCUUUGUACCAAGAUACCUUUUCGUCUAAAAUGCAGGACAUGACACUUACAGAGAGCAGCGCUGACAGACCCACGCCAGGCACGCUGGUCUGACGCGCAAACAAACACAAAGAGACGACAGCAAACACCAGCUUACGUGUGUAUGGAAUGGCAGACUGAGAGAAUGCCAUAAUGGACUAUUAAGGAGACUUUUUGCUUCCUUCAGCGAUUAGAAUUGAGUCAUUCUGACUGAAAUCGGUCUAGCAUCCCUGCUAUACUAACAAAUGCUAAGCUACCACUGACAUGGGACAAAUACUCGUACUCAAGACCCUUUUCAGCAUGAAAUCAAGCCGUCUUCUAGUUUCACAUCAUCUCUGGGUUCCUGCAGACUUAUUAAUUUCCCUCUUAAUCAGCAAACGUAGUAGCAAGCUCUGGCAAAUGAGUAAACAUUAGUAAACAACGUGAGUUGGUUCUAUCACACUAUUUCCAGCCUCGAUAUGAAUUUGUUGCAAAAUACACACAAAGAGUUGAGUGAGAAUCCAGACCUCGCAAAAGUACUGCUGGCCCUUUGAAAAAAGAAUCAGGAUCUUCUCAAUGUUUUUAUGGAAGUAUUUCUAUGCAAAUUACAAUCAAGAAGACUGUGUUUAGAGAAAAUGAAUCAUUUGAGUUUUGGUUUUGUCAUUCUGAGUAGCAGGAGAAAAAAAAACAAACAAAAACAAGCCAAGUCGUAAACUUCGAUGGACUGUUCUAGAGAUCACAGUAUUUCAUGAAAUGAAUAAAUCUGUUAGUAUCUUUAUUAAUAAAUGAAAACAUGGAGGAGUGUAAAUGUGCUCAGACUUUAAGAAUGGCACAAAGGUCGCUGUGCGGCUCAAACGACAUCUUUAUCUGUGUCACUCGUAUUUAUGAUGAUUUCUAUUUCCUCAGGCUGUAACUAUACCAGUAUUAAUAUACACAAUCACACAGAAAACAGAGAAAUGCACAGGUAGAAUAAGGGGAUAAAUGACAUUUUAAAAAUUGAAACUCCUGUCAAGAACAUAUUUCACUCCAUAAUCACAAGAAAUUGUUUUAGGUUUAUAUUAAGAUUUUAAAAAAAGAAAUCAGUACCUUCAAAAAGAUUUGCAUUUGGACAUUUUCAUGGCAAGAAAAGCACUUUCUCAUUACCGUGAUAGAAAAACAUAAUUAUAUUAUGGAUUUAUGGAUCAUCAUAGUACUUAUUUUGCUGGAUUUGUGCUGAUUUAAAAAACAAAAACAAGAAUCUUUUUUGAGCAGAAUACAUUUUAAUAAAACGACCCCUAAGAAUAAUGAGAAAUAUAAAAAUGAUCAAAGGCAAAACAACCAGAUGCAUUAUGAUAAUGACAACUGAGAGGGACGUUUUAGCUCAGUUUUCAUAAAUAUCAUGUCACAAUACAAAAUAAUAAUAAUAAUAGGUCUUAAAAAUAUGCCUCAUUUUAUUUAACUCAUUAAGAAAAAUACUGUGUAAAAUACAUAUAUUUUUCUAAUAAUAGUAAUAAUAAUAAUAAUAAUAAUAGGUCUUAAAAAUAGGCUUUUUAUUUUAUUUUAAAAAUAUAGUAUUUAUAGUAAAUUAUAAUAAAAAUACACUACCAGUCAAAAGUUUUUGAACAGUAAGAUUUUAAAUGUUUUUUAAUGUUUUGUUUAUUUGAUCCAAAGUACAGUAAAAACAGUACAAUUUUGAAAUAUUUUUAAUCACAUCAAAAUAUUUGAUAUCAAUAUCAAAUAUUUAAAAUACCUGUUUUCUAUUUAAAUGUAUUUUAAAAUGUAAUUUAUUCCUGUGAUUUCAAAGCUGAAUUUUUAGCAUCAUUACUCCAGUCAAGUGAUCCUUCAGAAAUCAUGCUAAUAUUCUGAUUUGCUGCUCAAAAAAACAUUUAUUAUUAUUAUUAUUAUUAUUAUUAUUAUGUUGAAAACAGCUGAGUAGAAUAGAAAGUUCAGAAGAACAGCACUGAUCUGAAAUAGAAAUCUUUUGUAACAAAUGUCUUUAUCCUCAAUUAAAGUAUUAAUUUCUAUAAUUAUAAUAAAUAUAAAUGCUAAACUUUUAAUCUUUCUAUUAAUGAAAGAAUCCUGAAAAAAAUAGACUCAACUGUUUUAAAUAUUGAUAAUAAUAAAAAAUGUUUUCUGAACAGCAAAUCAGCAUAUUAGAAUGAUUUUUGAAGGAUCAUGUGACUCUGAAGACUGGAGUAAUGAUGCUGAAAAUUCAGCUGCACAUCACAGGAAUAAAUUACAGUUUAAAAUGUAUUCAAAUAGAAAGCAGUGAUUUUAAAUAGUAAAAAUAUUUCACAAUAUUACUGCUUUUGCUGCACUCUGGAUGAAAUAAAUGCAGGUUUGGUGAGCAGAAGAGAGUUCUUUAAAAAAAACAUUAAAAAUCUUACUGUUCAAAAACUUUUGACUGCUAGUGUAUAAUCUUAUUUUCUUCUGAUUUUGGGGUGUUACAUGUUUCUCAGAGACUGGUCUUUAACGUAUCAGGAAUUUAUAGAAACGACCACUAGGAGGAGCCCCAUUAUCUGUUUUGAAGGGGUUCUGGCUCCAUUCAAAUCAGCAGAAUCCACUGCAGAUGCAAAAUGUCCUGCCAGGUGCAGUGCUUGUCGCAAGAAUCACCAGCUUCUUGUGUAUAGCGCCUUAAUUGCAAUUGUUCAUUGUUUUUCCUAUCGGAUUGAGUGCACAUGUCAGUGUUUACUGUAUGUCUCGAUAAUUAGAUUGCAUGAAAUGAAAAGGAUUAAUUAACCAAAUCAGGACUUUGCCAAGACUAGUAAUUUUCCCAAACCCUCCUUUAGAAUUACGAUACUCAGAAUGUGGCGUUGCCUACUAAUGCCAGGAUGCCAACCUUUGACCAUUGUGCCUAGAAAAAGACUUGUUGAAACAAUGACGUGUGUUUCUCACAGCCAGUUUAAAUAAGAAUUAGGCUUCCGCUUAUAAACUACCGAUCUGAUUCUCUCCUUAAGACAAUUGAAAAAACAGGCAUUUGGAUUGCUGGCUAAUCCACUCUGAAUAAUAGCUGUGGUCUGCUGUUUCUUAGUGUUAGUGCUCCCUUCUAAAAAACAUUGAUGUACCAGUGCAUGCGGGUAUCCGUUCUUCGCUAUUCCUUCUUGAUUUUUAUUUGGUUCAUUGUGUUUUCAUUAUGUAGGCAACUUGAUGUAGGUCUUGGGAAGCUUCUACAUGUCAGAUGCCUUUAUUAUGAAUAUAUCUGUAGAAUAUAUAACGCUGAGAGUUGAACUUACUGAAGCAAUCGAAACUUUCUCAGAUACUUUGUCACCAAAUGCUGCCGUGCUUGUCUCAGGACUACACUGAAAGCUGCUUUGAUUGUGGUCUGUCCAUUUGAAUCAACACCACUGAUGCAUGGAAGUGUCACCAAUAGAAACGUCUUUCUUUUCUUUAUAUUUUGUAGUUAACACGAGACCCGUGAGAAGGUCGCCGAGCGUUUCUGAUGCUCGUAAAAACUUCACUGUAAAAAACAAUUUGUUGAGUCAACUUAAAAUAAUUUGUAACCUGGCUGCCUUAAAAUUUUAAGUUCAGUCAACUCAAGAAAAUUAUACUAAGUGACAAAUUAGAUAUUUGAGUUGAAUCAACUUAAAAUUUUUAGGCAGCUGGGUUACUUACCCAUCUGUUAAGUUUGGCAAACACAAAUAUCUAAGUUGUUACUUAGUACAACUUAACAUUUCAAGUUGACUAAACUUAUUUUAGUUGACUGAACUUAAAAUUUUAAGGCUGCAGGGGAACAAAUUAUUUUAAGUUGACUCAACAAAUUGUGUUUUUUUAUUUUUUACAGUGUUGCUGAGGACAUUUAAGGUUGUCUAUGUUUUAAAAGGUUAAGUUACACUUAAAUGAAAUAUGAUUAUUUCUGUUGAGAUGAUGAUCUAAAGGAUGAUGAAUAUGAAGGAUAACAGCCUAUUAUUUUUGAUUAAAGAUUUUCUGAUUUGAACUGAAGGCAAAUAAAACCAAUGAAGUUUGUCGUAUCUGUUUUGCUUCUACUUCAUGGUACCAAAUGUUAGAACUUUCUUAAGAUGUUCCCUCCCUGUUUUGGACAUUAUUGAUGAUUUUAUUUCCCCAGUUCCCAUUUUUAAUUGCCGUUUCCCUGCUCGUAUGUUUUAUCACUUUUGGAUGAAACCUUCCCAACUGUAUAUAGGCUAAUUUGCUGUUUUCUCUUUGGUUUUCAACAUUUUAUAUCUCUAUUGGAAAAAAAAUCUAAUGAAAAACCAAGACUGUACAAAGUUUGUUUUUAAUAAAGUGUUUUUUGGUCAUA